AGCAGUCACUGCUGUUGCCGUCACCCGUGUGGGGUACACCCCCCCAAGCCCACCCGUCGUGGGUGACUUCUCCGUGUCGGGGAGGCUCUCGGAGCCCCGUCAAGGACGCUUCAGGGGAAGGCGACGUCGCAGCCCCGAAUGCGGCCGGAGGGCGCGAGAAUGGAGCUCGGCGGCUGCCAGGCGAGCCUGCCCGAGGAGUGCAGGAGGGAGCAUUGGCAGUUGCUGGGUAAUUUGAAGACUACUGCAGAGGGUUUGGUGUCAGCUAACAGUCCUAAUGUAUGGUCCAAGUAUGGUGGCCUGGAACGGCUUUGCAGGGACAUGCAGAGCAUCCUCUAUCACGGGCUCAUCCAUGACCAGCAGGUCUGUUGCCGUCAGACUGAUUAUUGGCAGUUUGUGAAAGAUAUCCGAUGGCUGAGUCCUCACUCUGCCUUUCAUGUGGAGAAGUUCAUCAACUUGCAUGAGAAUGACCAGAACAACACUGACGGAGAAAGCGACUGUGCUGUUGCAGAAUUGUGGCUGCAGCAUAGCUUGCAGUGCCACUGUCUCUCAUCCCAGCUCCGACCUCUGCUUGGGGAUAGACAGUAUAUCAGAAAAUUCUAUACAGAGACUGCUUUUCUGCUAAGUGAUGCUCACGUUACAGCCAUGCUCCAGUGCUUGGAAGCUGUGGAACAGAACAACCCCCGUCUCCUGGCUCAGAUUGAUGCUUCUAUGUUUGCCAGAAAGCAUGAGAGCCCACUGCUCAUAACUAAGAGCCAGAGCCUGACAGCUCUUCCUGGUUCUACGUACACUCCUCCAAACAGCAGCACUCAGCCUUCCUACUUUGGGUCCUUUUCUAGUGUCCACCAAUCUGCAUCCAACAACAAUUCAGAAAGAAGAUCUACUUCUUUUUCAGUCUGUGAUUCUUCCCAGAAACCCCAGGAAAGUAGAGAACACAACUCACCAACUGAGGAUCAAGUCACACAAGACCCUUCGCUUCUUGUCUCGACUACCAAAGCCAGGGAUUCCCCCUCAACCCCUGAAGGGAUGAGUUCCAGCACACUGACUAGCCCCAUUGAAGCUUCCUCUUUUAGCAGCCAGAAUGAAUCUCCAAUUGAAACCAGUGAGGGGCCUGAGUACUUGGCCAUUGGGAACCUGGACCCCCGAGGCCGGACUGCCAGCUGUCAGAGUCACAGCAGCAAUACUGAGAGCAGCAGCUCUAAUUUAUUCUCCUCUAGCAGCUCCCAAAAGCUGGAAUCUGCUGCUUCUUCUCUAGGGGAUCAGGAAGGAGGUGGACAGAGUCAGCUGUCCAGUGUCCUUCGCAGGUCCAGCUUCUCUGAGGGACAGAUACUCACAGUUACCAGUGCAUCAAAGAAGAGCCAUGUUCGUUCCCAUUCAGAUACCAACAUUGCCUCCAGAGGAACCCCAGGAGGCCCCAGGAAUAUCUCCAUUAUAGUUGAAGAUCCCAUUGCAGAAUCCUGCAGUGAUAAGUCGAAGUUGAGAGGCCCCUUGCCCUACUCUGGCCAGAGCAGUGAAGGCAGCAUACCCAGCUCUCUGUACAUGGAGCAUGAGAGUGGCCAGCACCUAUGCUCAGGAGAAGGCAUAUUCCGAAGACCCUCAGAAGGACAGUCCCUCAUCAGCUACCUCUCUGAGCAAGACUUUGGCAGCUGUGCGGAUCUAGAAAAGGAGAAUGCCCACUUCAGCAUCUCAGAAUCCUUGAUUGCUGCCAUUGAGUUAAUGAAAUGCAACAUGAUGAAUCAGUGUCUAGAAGAGGAAGAGGAUGGGGAGGAGGACAGUGAUCAAGAGAUCCAGGAGCUGAAGCAGAAGAUUCGCCUUCGGCGCCAGCAGAUCCGCACCAAGAACCUGCUCCCAGUGUACCAGGAAACUGAGCAUGGCAGUUUUAGAGUCACUUCCAGCAGCUCUCAGUUUAGUUCUCGUGACUCUACCCAAUUCUCUGACUCUGGCUCCAUUGAUGAGGUAGAUGAAUUGGAAAUCCAAGAUGCUGACAUCAAAAAGAGCACAACUUCAAACAGCAAAUCCUUCAUUUCUUCCCAGUCCUUCUCCCACUGUUUUCUACACUCCACCUCUGCUGAGGCAGUGGCCAUGGGCCUCUUGAAGCAGUUCGAAGGGAUGCAGCUACCAGCCGCCUCGGAGCUAGAGUGGCUAGUUCCAGAGCAUGAUGCCCCUCAGAAGCUCCUGCCCAUCCCUGACUCGCUGCCCAUCUCACCAGAUGACGGGCAGCAUGCUGACAUCUACAAGCUACGUAUCCGUGUUCGUGGCAACCUGGAGUGGGCACCACCACGGCCUCAGAUCAUUUUUAAUGUCCAUCCAGCCCCCACGAGAAAGAUUGCUGUAGCCAAACAGAAUUACCGCUGUGCAGGAUGUGGCAUCCGCACUGACCCUGAUUAUAUCAAGCGGCUUCGGUACUGCGAAUACUUGGGCAAGUACUUCUGUCAGUGCUGCCAUGAGAAUGCACAGAUGAUCAUCCCGAGCCGGAUUCUACGCAAGUGGGACUUCAGCAAGUAUUAUGUCAGCAACUUCUCCAAGGACCUGCUCUUGAAGAUCUGGAACGAUCCUCUCUUCAAUGUUCAAGAUAUCAACAGUGUGCUCUAUCGGAAGGUCAAGCUGCUAAAUCAAGUCCGGCUGCUGCGGAUCCAGCUAUAUCACAUGAAGAACAUGUUCAAGACAUGUCGGCUGGCCAAAGAGCUUCUGGAUUCUUUUGACAUUGUUCCCGGCCACCUAACAGAGGAUCUCCACCUGUAUUCGCUGAAUGAUCUCACUGCAACCAGAAAGGGGGAGCUAGGCCCCCGGCUUGCUGAGCUCACCAAGGCAGGGGCUGCCCACGUAGAGCGAUGCAUGCUUUGCCAAGCCAAAGGCUUCAUCUGUGAGUUCUGUCAGAAUGAGGCUGACAUCAUCUUUCCUUUUGAGCUCCACAAGUGCCGGACCUGUGAAGAGUGUAAAGCUUGCUAUCAUAAAGUUUGUUUCAAAUCUGGAAGUUGUCCACGCUGUGAGCGGCUGCAGGCCCGGCGGGAGCUGAUGACCAAGCAGAGUCUAGAGUCCUACAUGUCAGACUAUGAGGAGGAAUUCACUGAAGCCUCGGAACUUGAGACCUCUGUGCUGGAGACCACCUGAGGAAAGCUUGAAAAGCCUCUUCUUGAGGCGAGGAGCACAAUAAUGCAACAUUGAGCCACUUGUUUAAGAACUCUCUCCUUUGGGGAUUUUUUUAAAUAAUUAUAACCAUUAU
Suncus etruscus (white-toothed pygmy shrew) is the source of this 3220-nucleotide messenger RNA. It is a transcript of the gene RUBCN, whose product is annotated as rubicon autophagy regulator. Gene Ontology annotation, biological process: negative regulation of autophagosome maturation; negative regulation of endocytosis. NCBI's taxonomy places the organism in Eukaryota, Metazoa, Chordata, Mammalia, Eulipotyphla, Soricidae. Bases 139 to 3108 code for a protein of 989 amino acids. The record is from RefSeq and is a predicted model, not a curated record. Gene Ontology annotation, molecular function: phosphatidylinositol phosphate binding. Gene Ontology annotation, cellular component: early endosome; late endosome. The transcript is spliced from 21 exons.